AGUUUUUCUUUUUAUUUAGGAGCACACACAAAGUGUAUUAGUGAGUUUUGGGGAAAACACUUGGCCAUUUGCUGGAGUAAUGUAUAUUUUUUUAAAGCAGAAAAGGGAAAAACAACUGUUGUAAACCUUGCAUUUGCAUGAAAGAGCUUUUCAAAUUAUUUUUCUCAAAGCCGUAUAGCGCCCCCUGCCGCCCGAGGUUUUUCAUCUUUUGUAGUCCAACUUCCCAAAAUGGCAGGAAAAAAACACAAGGGUAAAGAUGAAAAUAAGGAACUAAAUGAUGACACCAGGAGCCCAAUGUAUGCUGCCUUAGCUGUAGCAUUUGUUGCUGUUUUCAUUGGCGUGCCAAUAUGGUGGUUUUCAACAACAACAUACAGAGCCUUCCUUCCUUACCAAGAAAUACAGGAUUUGGCGAUGGCAAAGACAAACUGCCUCAUUCCGCUUACUAUCGUUUCGUGUUUAGCAUCAACAGAUGAGCAGGACCUAGAGAAAUUUAAGGCAGAGUUAAUGUUAUCGCUUCAGUCAGGUCAAGGUAUCAGAUUAAAGAUACAGUAUACAGUAGACUGGCAAACAUGUACUACACAAGAACAAAGUGUUUUCGAAUCAAGUACAUCGUUAACAGAACUUGAUAGCAGUAUAAACACAGUUAGAUCCGUACCUCAUGGCCACUCGGUGAUCUACAUUGUUCAUCAAGAUUAUAAACAUUUAUCAGCAGCAAAUAGCUUCAUCGGGAGAGGAAGGAUUGCAGUGGCAAAGAUGAAAGGUUUGGAUGUAGCUGAUUUGAUUAAGACUAGAUUAGUGAAUGAAGAUGCAUUGGGCAGAGCAUAUUUUAAUGCAGUCGGAGCUCGCUCUAAUCAAGCGGAUGCAGACAGUAUGAGAUCUCUUUUAUCUACACCUGGAUAUGAAUUAUCGUUCAGUUUACUCAACCCACAACCAGAAGUAUUGAAUGCCGAAUGGGAUAUAGCACAGGCAGUCAAAGCCUACCUGAAUCCUUUCCUCGGGAAGUUAUCAGAGUUUGCAGAAUUCACUGUAAAUUCCCAGGUACUCUACUUCACUGGUCUCUCAAUCAAACCCAAACACAACGGGGAAGAUGACAGCUACCGUGUAUCCCAGAAUGCAUUGCCUCUGGUCAUCAACCCGGUGGAAGCAAAGCUAGGAUCUCAUGUGUCGACCAACCCAAGUUUGAAUUUCCUUCUCUACAUUCCACGUCCGAGGCACUUACCUCUGUACAUCACGGAUAGCAAAGGUGAGCCAGUAAGCAGCAAUGCUUUCUUGAGUCCACGUUGGGGUGGUGUCUUGGUACAUAACGUUCCUAGACCAUCGGAGAAUGACACCUUACCACUGACUGUAGAGAUUGAUACCAAACAUUCCAUGGAGGUAUUCCUCGCUCAGCUUCGGCUGCUGAUUGGUGUACCUCAACAGGCUGCAUCGGACCAAACCCUAUUAGCUCCACCAGACAACACUGGAAUAACUAACUGGGAGUAUGAUGUUCUACUAAGAGGCAGAACCAUUGAGAAUCUAGCGACGUCAGCAACCACCCUCUUGUCACUUUCACAGUUACUUAAACAGAUUGAGAAUAUUGUCAUCAGAGAUGAUAUAGCAGAUCAGGUUUAUCAAGCCGUGUCAUCAAUCCAGGAGGGUCAUUCCUACCUAAGUGAAGGGAAUCUCUACAGAGCCUUCCAUGCCAGUAAGCGGGCCAUCGCAGCCUCGGAAAAAGCUUUCUUUGAUCCAUCAUUACUAGAGCUUCUCUACUUUCCUGAUGAUCAGAAAUUUGCCAUCUACAUUCCUUUAUUUCUACCCAUUGGAAUACCAGUUGCCACCUCAGUCUUGAAGGUUAUAAAAUGGAUGAGAGCCAAGAGAAAAGACAAACAAGAUUAAUCAUUUUAGGCAUAAGACACUGGACACUAUUGGUAAUUGUCAAAGACCAGUCUUCUCAGCCUUGUCACAUGAAGUUGUGUGCUGUCAUA
Messenger RNA from Asterias rubens (European starfish), 1964 nucleotides. RefSeq names its product GPI transamidase component PIG-S-like. Gene Ontology annotation, cellular component: GPI-anchor transamidase complex. Bases 229 to 1875 code for a protein of 548 amino acids. The record is from RefSeq and is a predicted model, not a curated record. The transcript has 14 exons. Gene Ontology annotation, biological process: attachment of GPI anchor to protein. NCBI's taxonomy places the organism in Eukaryota, Metazoa, Echinodermata, Asteroidea, Forcipulatida, Asteriidae.